AUGCCCCUCCUGGAGCCUAUGGCAAUGAAAUACCAACUUGGUUACCUAGUUGAAGAGCCCCAACGUACCAAUUCAGUCAAACCCCACUUCACCCGUGGCCCAAUCCUCGCGAAGCCUUCUUCACUAGAUGGUUACUUCGGACCGCCGCCGGAUUACCGCUUCAUCCAUACGCGCGUUGACUUCACAGUCCAGCUGCGAAAAUUGCCCAGUAUCCCCAACCGGGAGCAAGCGAUACAUUACGCAGAACACGAGUCGAAGAAUGAGGCAACCGUGGCGAGCGCGGAAAGGGCCGUGGACCUUAUUCUCGAGAUCAAGCAAAACGACAAAAUUGAGGGACUAAUUGGAUACUCAAAAGGGGCGACGGUAGCUGCCUAUGUUAUGACAGAAGAACAGCGACGGUAUGAAGAACACGGACGUCCCGUGCGAGUCAAAUGCGCAGUUUUCAUAUCAGGGUGGCCGGCUAUUGAUAUUCACUUGGGAAAUGUUAUUGUUCCUACUGGGCUUGACGAUGAGGAAUAUAUCCCUAUCCUGACUUGUCAUGUUAUCGGUGCCGAGAAUGCAUUUCUAGAGAGGUCGAACGCAUUGGAUGAUCUCUGCAAUGUUGAUAACGCUGAGUAUUUUGAUCAUGGCGGUGGUCAUAUUAUCCUGAGGCAUCCAACAACGUUGAGGGAACUGGGCGAUGUUAUGCGGAAUAUGAUUCAGGAGAGUUUAGACUGGGAGAUCACCACCAUCCAAUGUUGGGAUUUUGCUGGUAGAUUGGUCGACAAGCCUGUUGGUUGCCAAGGUACCGUUAGUUGA
This is a messenger RNA of Aspergillus caelatus, 798 nucleotides long. RefSeq lists its product as uncharacterized. Gene Ontology annotation, cellular component: cytoplasm; nucleus. The record is from RefSeq and is a predicted model, not a curated record. The transcript has 4 exons. Bases 1 to 798 code for a protein of 265 amino acids. Lineage: Eukaryota; Fungi; Ascomycota; Eurotiomycetes; Eurotiales; Aspergillaceae.